AUGGCGCCCAACAACCGUUCCCCAGGCCUGCCCGCAAUCCCGGACAUGGUGCAGGGAGAGACUGAGCACCUUAUCCCGGAGCUGGAAGAAGCCCUCAGCUCAACCGGCGAGACCAUUGUCACGUUCGAAGAUGACGAGUGCCGCCCGGCCCGUUCCCACAGCACCAGCACCCAGAACUCGCGUCAACCGCGGCGGACCGUCCUGCCAUCCCGCUUUCCGUCGACGAGCAGCAGCACCUCGCCGGCAUUCUACGCCGCCCUCCCGGUGUCCCCGCGUCACUACGACGUUACGUGUCAGGUCCAGCCUCUACAACUGCCAUCAUCCAAAAAGAAGGUCUACGAAUCGUGGACAAUCACGUACCACCACCCGGCGCCGCGCCCGCCGGUGCGCGUCCGCGUCCUGGGCCUGACCCUCUUCCGCCUCUCGGGCCGCCCGUCCGAGGGCAGCCCGGGGGAGGGGGAGGGCGGGUCCGUCCUCUCGGUCGUGCCCAACACGCAUUUCUCGCAGGACGAGCUGGCCGGGACCGUGGCCAUGCACGAGGCCUCGGUGGCGGCGCACGUGGCGCGGCGCAACAAGGGAAACAAGGGACAAGGGCGGCGGUGGUGGUGGCGGCCGAAGACCACUGCUAAUACCCUCUGCAAGCCCCGGCUGGUCGGCUCCGGCUCCGGCUCCGGCGCGGCGAGUCGCGGUCGUGGUGGUUGUUGGUAUGUCAAUGACCAAGAAGCCCAGGAUGGCGGCGACGGGAACGGGACCGGGACCGGGACCGGGACCGGGACCGCUAAGACCGGGAUUGCGAUCGGGAUCGGGACGGGGAGUUGGGACGCGGCCGUGUACGCGGCGGACCUUGAGAAGCGGAUCCGGCGGCUGGACUGGAAGGUGCAGGACGAGAUCUACGAGCUGCUCAGCGACCGGGUGCAGAGCAGCAGCAACGCGUUCCGGCGCCGGGACUGGCGCGUCGUCGUCCUGACCGAAGUCCCGGGCGGCGAGCUGACCGACCAGCCGACCGGGUUCCGGGCCUUCGGCGAGAGAGAGAAGGGGGGGAGGAGGAGGAGGUGGGGGAGGAGGGAAAGCAGGGGCAGCACGUGCCGCACGCCGCCGCCACCGCCGCCGCACGACAUGCCCGUGACCGAGUACCGGUUGAUCCUGAGGGGCACCGAGACGAAGGCGAACGACCAGGGCUGGGGGUACUACAACCGGUACAGUCGCCCCUGGAGGGACGCGGACGAGAAGGAGCUGGGACACCGAAGGCGGUGGUCCACCAUGACGGGCAAGAACGAGAAGUAUGUGGACUUUUGA
Molecule: messenger RNA, 1296 nt
Organism: Thermothelomyces thermophilus ATCC 42464
Lineage: Eukaryota; Fungi; Ascomycota; Sordariomycetes; Sordariales; Chaetomiaceae
Exons: 2
Coding region: 1-1296 (431 amino acids)
Source: RefSeq, a predicted model, not a curated record